This is a messenger RNA of Nymphalis io (European peacock), 6301 nucleotides long. RefSeq names its product RB1-inducible coiled-coil protein 1 (gene Atg17). The transcript is spliced from 23 exons. Bases 286 to 4230 code for a protein of 1314 amino acids. The record is from RefSeq and is a predicted model, not a curated record. NCBI's taxonomy places the organism in Eukaryota, Metazoa, Arthropoda, Insecta, Lepidoptera, Nymphalidae. Gene Ontology annotation, biological process: autophagosome assembly; autophagy of peroxisome; piecemeal microautophagy of the nucleus. Gene Ontology annotation, cellular component: extrinsic component of membrane; Atg1/ULK1 kinase complex; phagophore assembly site membrane. Gene Ontology annotation, molecular function: protein kinase binding; molecular adaptor activity.
UUAGUUUACGUCGUGCAAGCAAUGGUGGUGUUAUGAUAAAAAAUCAUUAUUAUUAAAAAUCAGUAUUGUGUUGUGCGUUAUGUCGUUGGCAAUGCUACUGAAAUGCAUGGUAUAAUAAAAUGAAUCCUUUCGUUUAUCCGAUUACGUUAAAUGUUAUUUAGAUAUGUAAUGAUUAUCGGGUAAUUUCAUGGUUGUUUGUCUUUAUUACUUUGUAGAUAUGAAUAAACAUGGAUAUAUAAAUUUACAUGAGUAAUUAAUGAAAAAGUUUUGUUAAAAAAACCCAACAUGCUUUACGUUUUCCAUGUAGAUGCUGGUCAAAUGACCACUUAUGAUAUGAAUCUAACUUUACAAAGUGUUGCCAGCUUAAAAACAGCUAUAGAAAGAAAAACAAAGAUUCCUGCAUCUUCUCUUGUGCUUCUCGUAAGUGGAGGAGAAGUUUUGCAGUCAGAUCACAUGGUAUCUUCCUACAGUGCUGGUACAGAUACUAAUCCUAUAUACAUGUUUAGUAAGCCGUCAGUAAAGGAAAGCCAUUUACAGCAAUCAAUGUGCGAUCUCAGUCCUAUAGUGGAAUUGAGUACAGGUGAAUUUCGAAGCGAUAGUCGAAGUGCUUUUGAUGGGAAAUCAGUGGCAGAGCUGAAAAGUGCAGUUGAGAAAUGUUGCUCACUUCCACGCAACUUAGAAACAGUUAUAUCAUGUGCUAAUUUAGCAAAACAGUUCAGCAAUCUCGCUCAUGAUGUAUCCAGGAGUUGUGAUCAGUUAGUACUUGAACAGCAUUUACAACAUCAGGGUUGGGCAGCUGUUGUUGCAAAUUUGGAAGAUAUAUUUAAUGAAUUCUGUGAAAGGUCAAAAAGUUUCAAAGAGUCUUUUAGAAAGCAUAGAUUAAAAAAGGAAGAAUAUCAUGAAAAGUUAAAUACAUUAAAUGAUGUGCUUGAGUCAUUAGGAAAAAUUCCAAUACUUUCGGCACUGCAAUUAAACGCAGAAGCUCACCGGUUUUCUGCUUUUGAUGUUUUUGAAGAUACAGAUUUCGAAGGUCAUCAUUAUGGCGUCAAUCCGGCAUUGGGAAGCAGCUCUGAAAAUAGAACUGCUGAUUUUGGUACUGGUGUAUUCAAGUUAUCAGAGGAGGAUGUGUUUGAUCAAAGGAAUACUUCGACUAGUAAUGAUGGCGCGACUUCGUCAGAGGGUGGUCAAGUUAUUGAAGAUUCAGAUGAGGGGGUAACAUUUAAAGCUCCUUCCUGUGAGAGUAAGGAUGAACCGACAUUAUUGCAUUGGAUACUUGCUCAAGGGAAUAAAGCUUCACUGCAAGACAUUCUCGACUACUGUCAGAAGGGUCUGGCUUUGAUCGAUGCUGAGCCUUUAAAAGAACGUGAAGCUGAAUUGUAUCAUAUACUUGAGUAUGCGAACAUGCAUGGUUUGAAGCAAAUCAAAGGUAUCGAGGACCGCUUGUAUGGAUUAGACCAGCUGCUAAGUGACGUGAAAAAAAUCGAGCGAGAUCAACGUGAUCAAGCAGCUUCUCUCAUUCAGUAUCGAGAGCGACUCAAUACUGUCUGUGAUCCGUCUGUGCUUCCCACGCUGGUGGAGUCGCAUUGGCGUCAACUAGAGAAGUUACUAAAAGGUCAUCAGGAGCUGGUCGAAAUCAGACGGCGCAUCACGAAAUCUAAAGAAGAACUGUCGCAUAACUUAAAAGCUAGACUAGAAGCGGUGCUGAAGAUCGAGAACUCGAUGUCGGUGCAGGACGCGCACGCCAUGCUGUCGUUCCAGUGCUUCAACCGCCUGGCGCGGUACUUCGGCAUCGUGUCGCAGCUGCACCGCGCGCCCGCAGUGUUCGUGCGCGCCGUGCACGAGGUCGCGCGGCGCCGGACCUUCUCGAGCGCGCACCUCAAGUGGGCAACGGAUUUAGCUGAAAAAUUACUAAAAAUUCACGAAGAAGAAGUUAAUCGACGUCAGGAGUUUAAUACCCACUUCGACGAUCACUUCCUUAAGAGCCUCUUUCCCGGUAUGACGGACCUUCCUCCGCCGUUUGCGACACAAGCGCCACCGCCGUUCGACGCAAAGUUGCCGAAGCUCACACAUGAGGAUGUUGAAUUUAUAACCGAUUCCUUCCCGGAUUUGGGAACCGAUGUUCCAAAGCAUGAUAUGGAGCUUAUUGUUAAAUUCUUUCAGCAAAGACUAAAUGCAUCUGAACAUGAAGAAAAAGAUGUGGAUGUUCAAGUUGAUUUUGAGAAAGAUUUUGAAUCGGAGACUGAUACAGAUUUCGAGAAACUUAGUCGGCAGAGUGGGUCGAAGCAAAAGAUGGACAUCUCCACGACUUGCGUUCCGGACACGAUGGCCGUUUCGACCGUCACUGAGGACAAUAUGGAUACUCAAAAAAUUAAUAUCGAAAAGUUACAAGACUUUCUAAUACAAGUAUUUAGUUUAUGCAAAAUAAAUAUAGUUCUGAUAAAGGAAGAACUAGUCAAGCUUAAAAAUGAAGUUGAAGAGCAAAAGAAGUUUACAAAAACCAUAUUUCAAUCAAUAACUGAAGCAUGGGAGAGAAAUAACGAAGAAGCAGAAAUAAGGCUUCGUGAGCAAACUCAAAGGCUGACCGUAGACCAUGAGUUAGAACUGAGCGAUAUGAAGGCAGCUAUUAAUGAAAAAGAGAAUGCUAUCUGUAAUUUACAGAAAGAAACGGAUAAAUUAAAAUUAAUGCAUCAGAAUGAAAUAGAAAAAUUAGAGAAUGAUCAUCAAAGUACUAAAGAUUUACUCGAAAAAACGCGCGCAGAGUUAAAAGUUUUUGAGAAGAAAUUGGAAGAAGUCGAGCUUCAAAAACAAAAAGAUCUAAAAGAAAUCCAAGAAAAAAUGCACUUGGAAUACAAAGCCGAGAUAGAGUCAUUGAGAUCUAGGUUCCGUCUCGUGGCUCUGACAAAUAACAUGGAUCGAUCGCCAUCGGAGUCGAGUCUUGAGAAGAUCGAACGUACGGACGUCAUCGAGAUAAGCAAUCACAACGCCAUCGUAAUGCAGACGAAGGAGAACGCCGAAGUUGAAAAAGAGAAAGCCGUCAAAGAGGCCGUCGAGAAGUGUAAAGAGGAGUGCGAGCAGAAGUUAAGUGCGGAGACGACGCUGUUGAAAGCGAAAUAUGAAGCAGAUAAACAGGUAACGAUAAACGAUGUCACCCGCCGUCUGCUAUCAGAGAAGGACCGACAGCUGGAACUGUUGCGUGAGCGAGAACAGAUGUUGACGCGUGAGUGCAGCAAGUAUCGCGAUACCAUACAGCAGCUCACCGACCCAGAGACUAAUGAUUACGACAGCCUAUUGAAAACUCAGUUUGCAACUCUUGAAAAUGAAAAAGCUCUACUUCAGCAACAGGUAGCUGAUCUAAAGAAGGAGCUGGAAAAGAAGAGCGAUGAAGCUGAAAAGAGCAGAGAAGACGAGAAUAGCGACGGCAGGUCCCCCCCCCGCCCGCGGCGCGCGCGCUGCCACACGCCGCUGGGGCUGGCGAGCGGCGCGCUCAGCCUGUCGUCGUGCCUGCCCGGGCACACCGUGCUGGUGCUGUGGGACCCGCAGCACCUCAACUACACCGUGCUGCAGGAAGCAUCGAUAAUGUACUUCGUCCACGGCGACUGUUUGUCUGCUCUCGAUCUGAGUAUACAAGUGAAGAACGAGAGUGAACGACGACUCUAUGCAAUUGCUACGGUAGAAUCGAAGGAGUACUGUUACGCUAAGAAGAGUGGAAAUCGCUACCAAAUGCUUCGCGGCUCUCGCUUCUACCGCGUGCGUGUAAAGCCGUUGAAGCCGCACCUUCCACAUCCGUCUUGCUGUGAUCAAAAACACAAGCAGGAUGCAGAUUACAUUGCAGAAUCAAUGAGGAGCAGCGUGCUGCCCGUGUUCAGCGGCAACCGGCCGCUCAAGAAAUGGUUGACCUACGUGCAUGCCCCAGACAUGCAAAAGUCGCUGGACACCAGCCAAUCGACAAGUUCCAACACGGACGAGGUGAAUCGCGUGGAAGUCGCGACGGCAACCCUUAUCAACCUAGAGUCUCCCGUUUCCACCAGCGAGGCCGGGCCGCUGCCGAGCCUCGCACCAGAGGACCAGCUCGAUUCCAUCGAGUCCAGCGAACGUUGGCAAUCGGCUAAGAUGCAAAUGUCUACAGCGAGUGUCGUAACCGACAUGGAGUGUAGCGUGGGGCGCUACCCUGGGGCAGAGCCACGUGAGCCCUCGGCGGCGCCCGAGCUGGCCGAGGAGGCGGCGCCCUGACCCCCGGCCCCUGCGCGAGGCUGACCCGCCAGCUCGCCACAGGAGCAUCAGGAGACCCGAAGCUGUUUGUGAUAUUGUUUCGGUAAUCUAAGGAGUGGUCGCUGCUAUGUGUGCGAUGUAAAACGUGAAUCUGUUCUGAACGUUUCAUUUGUCGUUUUUAAAUUAAGAUUGCAAGGCGACCGAGAGUCGAUUUUAUCUUUUAGAAUAAUAGACUUGAUUCGAUACGUUAAUUUUUAUUAUAACGACGCAUAAAUAUAUCGAAAACGUAAGAAUUGAAAAGUGCGUAUCAUUUUGAACAUUUUAUUAAUGUUUCCACCUAAGUGACGUCUUCCAUGAUUUUAAAACAUAACAUGGAACACAGAAUUGCAAAAUUAUCUUUUUUGACAUUCGUAUAUUUUGUAUAAAUGUAAUGAGAAUUAUAAUAAAUUUUCAUAUAUUUUGGUAAUGAUUGGAAUUAAGAUUUAAUUUUUUUUUUAGGAAACUUGUAUAUAACAAGUCAAGUGAGUGCGGUUUAUUUUUUUCGGAUUUAAAUUACCUGCAGAUAUUUCUGCUCGAAUUGUUUUCGCUCGUGUGAUUUUCUUCUUAAUAGUACAAAUUCUUAUUUAGUCUUUCUGAAGGUUUAAGGACGUUAUUUGUUUUGCGUCAACAACUUCAUACUUUAUUGAUAUUUUUAAUUUGUGUUGUGGUGUAUCUUAUAUUUGUUCCUUAUGUUAUUGUCCAAAAGAUCAUAAAAAUAUAGCUAUAUUAUAAAUCUUAUAUUAUUAUUGGUGAUAUCAUAUUGUUUUGUAGCACAAAAAAUACUAUAUAAAUUAACACUCGUCUUUAUUUUGCUCAUAGUUACGUUUAUAUAAUUAGAGUACGUGAAAUAUAUUGUUCUUAUAAAAUUCGUGUCUAAAUACAGCUGUAGUUAGUUGCAUUGAUCCCUAAGAUUUGUCCUUAUAAGUCUAUUAUCUUGAUACCUAAGUCAUAGCGGUUAUAUAGAGGACCUCGGUCCUAUCGAUAAGAAUUAUCUUGUGUGUAGGCUUCCGAAUGAAAACGCUUAACAAUCGAUCUCGCUUCAAUUUUAAAUCUUCGACUACUAUAGCUUCCACACAACACCAUUAGUAGUAUUUUCAGAUAAAAGUACGAAUUUAGCUGUCUCAUAGUAUGGUUAAUAAUAAUUGUUACUAUUAAUCGAAGCACAGUCUUUUGCGUCCGAUAUAGAUUGUUUUAGCAAUUAUAUUCUAUAAUAAAAUUGAAAUCUGAAGCGCAAAUUUCAAUGUUUGUUGUAUUAAAAAUUAACGGGAGCAUGCUUCGUGUUAAAAUUUGUUUGUGGCCUUAAAAUGUGGCGCCCGACGUGGGGCUAAAAGUGUCUCUAAACUGAUUUAGGAUAAUACAAGAUGUAACUUGUUUAUUUUAAAUAUGGUUAGAGGCAUCGCUCGGCUUUGCCGACUGCUGUGAUAGUGCGUGCUGUGCUCUCCUCAGUCCCCUUGUUAAUGGUUUUUAAUAUGGCAACAUUAAUUUUAAUAAUUAUAUUAGGGCCUAUUAUUAAGGACGUAAUUUUAAUCACAAAAUUUUGGUCUACAUAAGAAUGCUUUGUAUUGGUAAAAUUGUUGACCUCUCUCAAGGCCCAGGUAAGCAAUAUGAAGUUCGAAGAGUGAUCGUAACACUGUGAGGAGUAGGCGGUAGGGGAGAUGAACAGUUGAUAAGAAUGACACGGUACUGUGAUUGGUUUAGCUAUAUGGUAACAACGACGUCGCAAUAAAAUGUAUCUUUGUAUUCUUUGUUAUUAAAGUAUCGGUGAAAGUUAUAAAAGUUGUUAUUGUAAAUAAAGGAUUAUUGACAACAUUGUGAGUCCGAAUCGAAUUUGCGCUGGACGCAAAUUGCAAUUACAGCCGAUAUUGGAAUUGUUAAUAUAAUUAUUGUGUUUGACAGUUUAAGGGACGGCUUGCAAAGUUGCAUAUGCAUAAUAAUUCUACAGUGUGAUCGCUUUAUGGACUAUUUUGUAGUGACCAAUUUUAUCGUUAGAAAAUAAAAAUGUAAAAUUGACAAUUUUAAUGUAAUUUUUAUAUACAAUAAAUAGACGAUUUUA